Molecule: messenger RNA, 7477 nt
Organism: Xyrauchen texanus (razorback sucker)
Lineage: Eukaryota; Metazoa; Chordata; Actinopteri; Cypriniformes; Catostomidae
Product: bone morphogenetic protein receptor type-2-like
Biological process (GO): vasculature development; cellular response to growth factor stimulus; BMP signaling pathway
Cellular component (GO): plasma membrane; signaling receptor complex
Molecular function (GO): transforming growth factor beta receptor activity; ATP binding
Source: RefSeq, a predicted model, not a curated record
UCUGUCUGCUCUAGGCGGAGCUGAAGUUACCGAGAGCGGCCGCGGGAGCUCGACACGAUCCGCGGGGCGAUAAACAUCUACACCUGGAGAAAAGCGAUAAUUUACCCCAUCCGUGCCUGACCAGCAUACAGUUUACCGACCAUCAUCGACCGAUACUUUCACUGCGCGGUUUAUUACAGGCCUCUCUGUCUCUGGAUCAGACUCAAUGUCGCUCCUGUACGGCCGCUUGAUCCGACCGAUGGGCUCGACGCCUGCAGUAACCCUACCUCUUUUCAAAGACAUUGCUUCAGUUUUCACAAAGGAAUAAGAAUGAGAUAAAUCCGUAAAUGUUGGACAUGUCGUUAGCUCGCGAAGCUAAACAUCGACAGAAGCAGACUGACGUGAACAGAACUGACCUGACCCAUAUUGAGAUACCGCACGGUCAUCUAAACCAGAACUAACUAGAUCCGUACUCAGUCUGCUUUUAUAAGUACCGACAAAAACUCAGAAGCGAUAAUCGCACGUGUUGGGCAUGUUUAGAUAUCGUAAUAUCUGAAGAAGGUAGAGAAACGCUGAAGAAAUGCGAGCUAGCAGAUCAUAUAGUACUGCACGAAUCGGUCAAACUCCGACCCAGCAUGGGAAAAAUGCGUAUAUAAUCUAUUAAUCAAUGCAUAUACACAAUCCAAUGGGUAUCUAAAAGUCAUGCAUUGCCUCCAAACAUUAAUUUGCACGUCUCAUUGCGGACUAUUCCCUCCGAGCACAUGAGCUUGGACUUCAUUUGAAAGGAGAGGCUAAAAGGCAAAUCUGCUGGAACUUUUUUGGAGCUCAAUUUUGGAGGUGAACCCGUACAGAAGCCUAAGAACCAUCAUCAGUAUGAGAGUGCUGGUCCUGAACCGAGCAUCAGUGCUCUCACUGGGGCUGUGCUCAAUGCUUCUGCUAAGUGCUGUGGCUGCUGCUCAGAGUGAGGAGAGAGAGAGGGAGUGUGCGUUUAAUGACCAGCACCAGCAGGUGGAUGAACAGAGUGUGGCUGGUGACUGGCACAUCACCAGAGAAAACAACACCAUCCUGUGCAGCAAGAGCAGCCGCUGCUAUGGCCUCUGGGAGAAAACGCAUGAUGGAGAGAUCCGCCUCGUCAAACAAGGCUGUUGGACUUACAUUGGCGACCAGCAGGACUGCCAUGAUGACCGUUGCGUGGUUACCACCACGCCGUCGCAGAUCCAGAAUGGCACCUACCGAUUCUGCUGCUGCAGCACCAACAUGUGCAAUGUUAACUUCACGGAGAACUGGGUGCCCAGUCCCACCAGCACCACCACCCAAGACCAGCAGCCUCUACAUAGAGAUGAAGCCAUCUUCAUCGCCCUGGCAUCUGUCUCCAUAGUAGCGGUCUUGAUUGUGGCCCUGUUCUUUGGCUAUCGCAUGAUGAUGGGUGAGUGUAAACAGGGCCUGCAAAAUAUGGAUAUGAUAGAGGCAGCGCCGUCAGAACCAUCUCUGGAUUUAGACAGUUUAAAGCUCCUGGAGCUGAUUGGUCGAGGGCGCUACGGUUCUGUCUACAAGGGCUCACUUGACGAACGAACCAUUGCUGUAAAAGUUUUUACAUAUGCCAACAGACAAAACUUUGUAAAUGAGCGCUCCAUCUACCGAAUCCCUCUUUUGGAGCAUGAAAACAUUGCUCGCUUUAUUGUUGGCGAUGAGCGUCUCACAGCAGAUGGGCGGAUGGAAUACCUGCUGGUCAUGGAGUACUAUCCUCAUGGGUCUCUGUGUCGGUACCUGAGUCUGCACACGUUGGACUGGGUGAACUGCUGUCGUCUGUCACAUUCAAUCACGAGAGGACUGGCCUAUCUGCACACUGAGCUCCUAAGAGGGGAUUUAUAUAAACCUGCUGUGUCACACCGGGAUCUAAACAGCCGUAAUGUUCUUGUGAAGAAUGAUGGCACAUGUGUGAUCAGUGACUUCGGUCUAUCCAUGAAGCUGACGGGAAAUCGUCUCGUUCGGGCUGGUGAAGAGGAGAACGCCGCCAUCAGUGAGGUUGGCACUAUCCGCUACAUGGCCCCGGAAGUGCUGGAAGGAGCGGUGAACCUCAGGGACUGCGAGUCGGCUUUGAAGCAAGUGGACAUGUAUGCAAUCGGCCUCAUCUACUGGGAGACCUUUAUGCGCUGCACUGACCUUUUUCCAGGGGAGACCAUGCCAGAAUACCAGAUGGCCUUCCAAGCCGAGGCGGGGAACCACCCCUCCUUUGAGGACAUGCAGGUACUGGUGUCCAGAGAGAAACAGAGGCCCAAGUUCCCAGAGGCCUGGAAGGAGAACAGCCUGGCUGUGCGCUCUCUUAAGGAGACUAUGGAGGAUUGCUGGGAUCAGGACGCAGAGGCUCGUCUGACAGCACAGUGUGCAGAGGAGCGUAUGGCAGAACUUCUGCUGAUCUGGGAACGGAACAAACCUGUCAGCCCCACCAUCAACCCCAUGAGCACAGCACUGCAGAACGAGAGGAACCUCACCCACAGUCGCAGGGCUCCCAAAAUGGGCUCUUAUCCAGAUUAUUCUUCAUCCUCUUACAUCGAAGAUCAUGAGGGCGUGGUAAAGAACCUCCCAGGUGAUGUGUCCACCUCUGGCACCUCCUCUGCGGGUGGCAUGGGCAUGAGUGGCUUUAGCAGUGGGGUGGCAGUUCUGGGAGAGAAGAACCGAAACUCUAUAAACUAUGAGAGGCAGCAGGCUCAGGCCCAAGCUCGGCUACCCAGCCCAGAGACCAGUGGCACAAGUCUGUCCACUACAACCACUACGACUGGCCUGACGCCUAGCACCAUCAUGACCACCAUCUCUGAAUCAGGCCACUCGGAAGAUUCAGGAGCUGGGGGGAGUGUACCUGUAUGUCUUCAGCUUACAGAAGAAGACCUGGAGACAACCAAACUCGACCCAAAGGAAGUGGACAAGAAUCUGAAAGAAAGCUCUGAUGAGAACCUGAUGGAGCAUUCGCAAAAGCAAUUCAGUGCUCCAGACCCGCUCAGCUCUGGUAGUUCCAGCCUCCUUUACCCCUUGAUCAAACUUGCUGCAGAAGUUACUGGAGGAUCGGGGGGCGGUGGUCAGGCCGAUUUUGGGGUGGGCGGCAGUGGAAUGGGCGAUGCCCCUACUGCCAUGUUCCCGCUCCCCAAACAGCAGAAUCUCCCCAAACGGCCUACCAGCCUACCGCUCAAUACCAAAAACCCUGGCAGGGAGUCCUCGUCAUCGCGGUUGAAGUUCAGCAAGCACAAGUCCAACCUGAAGCAUGUGGAGACAGGCGUAGCCAAGAUGAACACCGUAGCGGCCAUGGAGCCACACUUGGUCACAGUCACAAACAACGCACCCAGUGUGCGUAGUGGUGUGGCGGUUGUUAAGGGAUAUGGAGGGGGCAACGGCACCAGCUCCUCUGAUGCAUUUGGGAACACAAACCCAGAUGGUCCACAGGGUGAAAGUGGGGCUUCUCUACUCCAGAGUCAGCUAAGUGGAGAAGACAACCGUCUCAACAUCAACUCCAGCCCUGACGAACACGAGCCUCUGCUGAGUAGAGAGCAGCCUGCGGCACGAGAUCACUCCGGCUGCACCAACUCAAAUAACAAUAACAGCAACAUCCACACAACUGCCUCUGGCACUGUGGACUGUUUGUGUGCAUUAGCCCCUGCAGAGGGGCAGAUGGAGACAUUAAAAUGCCCCACAGGGGCACCAGACAGGAGGGAUUGUAUUCCAUCAAGACAGCCUAAACCCAGAAGACCUGAGCGGCCAAACUCUCUGGAUCUGUCAGCAAGUUCCCAGGAUUCGUCUUUUUUGGAUGUGGCCAUGUCACAAGAGGGAAAAGCCGGAUCGGCAGAGAAGAUUAAACGUGUGAAGACACCUUAUUCUUUGAAAAGGUGGCGUCCUUCCACAUGGGUCAUCUCCACUGAUACACUGGAUGGAGAGGUAAACAACAAUGGGCACAGCCAUCAAAUGGCAACAGCAGCAGCUGGAGGAGGUCACAGAAGUUCUGGCCAAUUAAAAUCCAGUACCGCUGUGUUCCUGGUCAGUGGAGGAACUACAACUGCCACUCUAACAUCUGACCCACCAGAUAUGACCUGCCUGUGAACUCUCAUCUCCAAUUUUCCUCCGAGAUCAGACUUUUGAUACUGGAGAUUUUGUCUAUGCUGUUGUGCUCCAAAAAAUGGUCCAGCUAAUGAUGGAAGUAGAAAAAAACUGGAAACGUUUUUGGAAAGCAGGCUUUUGAAGGGACAUAAUUUAGCAAGCACUUAACAUUGUGAUAGUGUCGAACUUCAACUAGUUUGUGAAGAAAUCGCUUUAAACUAAACCCAGCUAUGCAGCAACAUUGGCAUAAAAUGCUUCCAUUGUUUGUUUGUUUGUUUUUUGUUCCUUUUUUAAAUCAAGAAUAAUUGUUUUUAUGGCUAUUUGAUAAUUUCUUUUAUUGCACUUUUUUGUAAGUAAUCUUAAUCACGGUUCCUCUGACCAUGCUAAAGACCGGUCUAAAAACGCAAAAUGUUUUAGUUUUUAGUCUUAAUGGUAAUGUGUUGAUUUUACAAUCAUGAUAGAGUGGACAGAAUUGAAAUCAAGUCCAUUUGAAGAUAAAAAGAAAAAAUGGCAGUGGUCUUUAAGACUGGGUUGACUGCAUCGCUAAUACCUUUAACCCACAGUACAUUCAUAUGUUUUGUAUUUGUUGUAUAUAUCUGUGUACUGUGUUUUUUUUUUUCUCAUUUUAAAAUGUGCAAUAGACUUUAGCUUUGAGGUGCUCCAUAAGACAAUUUUAAUUUGCUAUGUAUUUUUGCAGCAUUUGUUUAUUUUCUUUAGUUUAAAAUUUCUGUGGCUGCACUGUGUACAGUCAGCUACCCAGACUGUGUUUUUGAAACAUCGUACAGAUGGCAAUCCCAGACUGUUUAAACAAUCCCAUCAGUCUUGAAAAAGGUAGAUAACAAUUGAGAAAAUAUUGGGGUGUUCAUUUCAUGUACUGUAUGUUCGUAAUAUUGGACAACUUUUACAGAAGAACAGUAGGUGUUUACUCAAGUCAAGCAACAACCGGAACUGUUUGCUGGAACUCGUGUUCUCUGAAGACACUAAAUAAUCAAGUCUCUGCAAAUGCUCUGUGCAGUUUUACCUCUGUGAGUUGUUAAGGAGAGGGUGUAUCUAAAUGUGUAUGCAUGGGUCAAUGUGUGUUUGCAUGAAGCUAGAUGUAUGAAGAGACUUCUCAAUGGAGCUCUUCAGAUCACAGCUGGGUGUGCAAAAGGCAUCAGUCAUGUGAGACUUUCUACUCUGUUAAUACAGUGGACAUUGCUCUGCGUGCUUCAAAUACCAUAUUCCUUGAGCAAACACGUACAUACAUCAUGAACAAAACUUAUACAAUAUGUACAGACUAAAGUUCACUGAUAUUUUAAGUUUGUUGUUAGCCUAUAUUAAAGAUGAGCUCAAGUGACACGUUAGUGUACAAUAAGAAAUCAUGAGUCUACAUCCAUUUUAGCGGUUUCUUUUGUUAACUUUAACCCCCUAAAUCUUUCAUAUAUGUAGUGUCCAGGGCCAGUCUUCAAGCUGCUUAUGGGGUUCACUGUCAUGAAAUCAAAAGUUUAAUAUUGUAAUAAUCACUUAACAUUUUCAUAUUUGAAUGAUACUUUAAUCAAAUACCAUUUUUAGUGGCAGCCUUUUCGGACAUGUGUCAUGUGGUUUUACCCUUUUCCACCCAAUCAUUAACAGUCUGGAAGGGAUUGACACAAAGAAUGCACUUCCAAAACCGUUUUUGUCUAAUUAUUGGUGCCACUUGAAAUAGUAAAUUUUGAGUGCUGCAUCUUCCUUUUUAAAUCUACACUGUAAAUGGAUUUGGCGGUCAGAUAGCAGUCGAUACAUGCACCAUGCAUGAAAUGGGCCUCAUAUUUUACCCCACAAUUGCUGCCUUUACACCUGGUAUGCAUUCUGCAUUGCCAUGGAAAACAAUGGACACGAGCCAUUCAGAUAAUUACAUGAUGAGGAAAGUUCCCUCCUAUAGCAAGGCACUGUAUCCCAAGAAAAAACUGAGAUGGCACGAGUGUGUAAUCAGAGAGUGCAUACCAUGCUUAUACUGUAUUGCAUUUCAGUUAUGUGGUCCAUAAUGAGUGUGGGGAUUAACCAUUUGGAUUUGGAACAAGCCAGCAUUAUCUUUGGACUCGUACACUCCGGAAAAGGAACUUUCAAAAAGUAAUCAGAUUUUGUUCCCCCAUGCUGAAUUUUUUGUCAGCAUAUAAGGGUAUACAGUGUAGUUCUGGUCCUCACUGCCUCUCUCUAAACAAAUCAAUGCUUCAGUCUGAUUUUUGUAUAUGAAUGUAAUAUAGGCUAUCCUCUGUGGUGUAAAUAAACAGUAUCUGUCUAGUGCAUUUGCAUGCACGUAUACAGACUCAUCUGUCGCUUUGGGACCAAGAACAAUGCUAAAUUACUGUGAUGUGUAUCUUCAGAUAAUCACAGUUAUGCCAGACUGUUCUCAACUAUGUAUGUCAAAAGUACAUGCUGUUCAGCUCGAGUCGAAGAGAAGAUAAUGAGCUGAAAUGAGAAAUAAUAACCCAGUGGAUGACAAAGUAAACCUCCAAUGCUAAUUUGAAUGAAAUGAACAAACAUCUGUGAAUUGAAAUGGAAAGAUUUAUGACUAUAAUAGAUGAUUUAGACCAAAGUGCUGAGGCUAGAUUCUGUCUACGUGGUGGAUAAGGCUGAGUCACUGGAAGUGUAGUUUGCUUAGGGGAACCUUCCAAGAGUUAAUGCAAGCGGUUUACACAAGUCAUUGUCCAAUUUACAGCACACUGGAAUACUGAACCAUUUACAGAUACUGCUCUAGAAAAAUGUGUAGACAUAAACCCUACAUGCCUUGUUUAAUGUUUUUUCUUUAAGAAGGCCUUGAUAAUUUGAUUUUUUUAUUUUUUUAUUCUUUUGUUAGGUUGCAGAAGGGUUUUAAAUAAACCAAGAUGUUAGGGUAAUACACAUGCAAACUCUCAAUUCUACAUCAGUUUAAAAAAAAAACUAAAAGUUGUACAAUCUGAAUUCUACAUCUAUAACAACUCUCAAAACCGCAAAAUGACAGUCUAAGCAAAGUAUACACUGUUAACAGCAUGCCCCCUGAAAACAAAUUUACAAGUGUAUUUUGGGUAUGAGUGAAUGAAUGAAUGAAGGGUAUGUUAUGAGGAGCUGCUGUUUGUCUUCUGUUUUAUAUCCAUCAAAUUCAUAUUGAAGCUGAAGCCUCCAGUCAGACCCUGCAUAGAUGGUUAUUUAAAAAAAAAAAAGAAAAUCCACUGACAUGUUUUCUAUUACAGCUUGUAAAGUAAGCACUUUGUGGAAAAUGAACAAAUGAUAGCUCGUGCUUUGUCUAUUCAGAAUUUUUUUUUUUUUAAAUAUAAUUUAGAAAAUAAAGCUUGCUGUACACCGCUGCUUUACUUAGUUGAUGAAAGAUUAUAUUAAUGAAAACCUGUAUAUGAGGUUUGCGGUUAUUUCCACAUGUCUGAAUUAAAAUGUACAAUUUCAAGGAUAAUGUGAUCAACUC